Messenger RNA from Lobosporangium transversale, 816 nucleotides. RefSeq lists its product as hypothetical. Bases 202 to 768 code for a protein of 188 amino acids. The transcript is spliced from 2 exons. Lineage: Eukaryota; Fungi; Mortierellomycota; Mortierellomycetes; Mortierellales; Mortierellaceae. The record is from RefSeq and is a predicted model, not a curated record.
AACAAAAAAAAAAAAAAAAAGGAAAAAAACUACGCUCAUAACGAUCUAUCUAUAUUUUUAUUCACCCAUUGCUCCGCACAUUUGAUUGUUUCUUUCUAACAGCUAUCAAUCGCCUUUCACCACUUUUCUGACUCAUUGUUUUCGCUUCAAGUGAAGCUGUAUCCUGUCAACAUACACAAUUGAAGAGAUAAUUCUAUACAAAUGUGGUGCAACAAUUGUUGUCUGUGUUUUCCUCUCCGAGGAGGCGCGAUGUGGCUCACCGGAUUGGUGUUGACAAUUAAUGGCAUUGGCGCUAUAAUACUCUUCCUUUGGGGUCCAUAUUUCUUUUCCACGCUCAUGGCACUCCUUUUUGCUGGAUUCUCAGUCCUUCAAGCUGGUACCGCUGGUCUUGCCUUCCUUGGCCUUUGCAAUUGGUCAUACAUGCUGACAAGGCUGUUCGUCUAUAUUCAAUGGCUGAUUGCAUUUCUUGCAACCGCACGUAUCGGUGUCAUGGCCUAUCAACUCGAAAAGAACAAGGGACAUAUCGCUGCAGAAUGUUGGGGCGCUGUCAAUGAUAAGGGAUACUCUCCUCAAGGCACUGCAGCGGCGUUUUAUUGCAGUACCCCGAUCGAGUCCUUUAUCCUGAUCUUUAUUUUUGGCCUAGUAAUGGACUAUGUACUCAACCUGUAUAUGUACUUUGUCGUUUGGCGGUUCUAUGUGCGUAUGCGCCUUUAUCCUUUCCACAAGCGUUUCGGACUCACGUAUGAGCAUGGGUUAUACGAGAUCUAAUACAGUAAUAUAAUUGAAAAAUAAAAUGUUUACAAUACAAAAGUUGUG